Molecule: messenger RNA, 2079 nt
Organism: Lampris incognitus (smalleye Pacific opah)
Lineage: Eukaryota; Metazoa; Chordata; Actinopteri; Lampriformes; Lampridae
Gene: atp6v1c1a
Product: ATPase H+ transporting V1 subunit C1a
Exons: 13
Coding region: 161-1312 (383 amino acids)
Biological process (GO): proton transmembrane transport
Cellular component (GO): lysosomal membrane; vacuolar proton-transporting V-type ATPase, V1 domain
Molecular function (GO): proton-transporting ATPase activity, rotational mechanism
Source: RefSeq, a predicted model, not a curated record
CGCACAUCAGCUGACUUUGAUGCUGCUGUCAGCAGACCCCACUAUGAGAAUCAUUAAGCCAUAGAAACUAUAUGUGACAUAGAUUUAUGCAUAUAUAGUUUGCUGGUAACUGUUGUUUUUUCAUAUCCGCUGAGCUGGUGGUCGCAGGCCUGCUGUAACUAUGACAGAGUUCUGGUUAAUCUCGGCACCCGGGGAGAAAACUUGCCAGCAGACAUGGGACAAAAUGAUGAUGGCCACGACACGUACCAACAACCUAUCCACCAACCACAAGUUCAACAUCCCAGACCUGAAGGUGGGUACACUAGAUGUCUUGGUUGGGCUGUCAGAUGAGCUGGCCAAACUAGAUUCCUUUGUUGAGAGUGUGGUGAAGAAGGUGGCUCAGUACAUGGCGGAUGUGCUGGAAGACAGCCGAGACAAAGUACAGGAGAACCUGCUGGCCAAUGGAGUUGAUCUUGUCACCUACAUCACAAGGUUUCAGUGGGACAUGGCAAAAUACCCUAUAAAACAAUCCCUUAAAAACAUCUCUGAAAUCAUCUCCAAGCAAGUAACGCAAAUUGACAAUGACCUGAAGGCCAGGGCAUCAGCCUAUAACAACCUGAAGGGCAACCUGCAGAACCUGGAAAGGAAGAACGCGGGGAGCCUGCUGACUAGGAGCCUUGCAGACAUUGUCAAGAAGGAAGACUUUGUUCUUGACUCGGAGUACCUCAUCACUCUGCUGGUAGUUGUGCCAAAGACAGCAUAUGGUGACUGGCAAAAAACAUAUGAAACCCUCGCUGAGAUGGUGGUGCCUCGAUCUACAAAUCUUCUGUUUGAGGACAAUGAUAGUGGGCUGUUCAGUGUGACUCUCUUCAGGAAAGCCAUCGAUGACUUCAGACACAAGGCCCGAGAGAACAAGUUCACAGUGAGGGACUUCCAGUACAAUGAAGAGGAGAUGAAGGCAGACAAGGAGGAGAUGACACGUCUCUCCACAGAUAAGAAAAAGCAGUUUGGCCCACUUGUCCGAUGGCUGAAAGUGAACUUCAGUGAAGCCUUCAUCGCAUGGAUCCACAUCAAAGCACUAAGGGUUUUUGUGGAGUCUGUUUUAAGGUAUGGUUUGCCAGUGAAUUUCCAGGCCAUGCUCCUACAGCCCAACAAGAAGACAAUGAAGAAGCUGAGGGAAGUGUUAAAUGAGCUUUACAAACAUCUGGACAGCAGUGCGGCUGCCAUCAUUGAUUCGGCAAUGGACAUUCCAGGCUUAAACCUGAGCCAGCAAGAGUAUUAUCCUUACGUCUACUACAAAAUUGAUUGCAACCUGUUGGACUUCAAAGUUUAACACUCAUCUUAUCAUUAUGUUGAGUAAAGAUUAAAUUGUUUUUUCUUGUUAAAAAGAAAUCCUCUCCUCUCCCCAGCCCUGCUCUCCAUCUUCUCACUGUCGGCACUUGCCUCCAUUUGAUUGGCUGGUAAAAGUGUUAUCUGAGGUUCCUCAGAUUUGUAUGCUUAUAUCUUGUCUUUUAAAGGCACAUAUGGACGAGCUUAUGCCACUUUGACAAAGAAGGAACAAAGAUGACCUUAAUUGUUUUUUUGUUUACAGUUGUUUUUAAACAACACCGAUCUCAAGUUUUAUGAUGACAUGAGAAGUACAAUAAAGUCUCUAUGGAUGGAUUUAUUUAAAGAGUUGUGGAUUUACAGUCAUUCCACAUAUGUGUUUGUGCAUAUUGAUAGCUGCCUCCUUCAUAUUUGUCCUCAGAAAUUUGCGUUUACAUGUGGGCAAUAUUGCAACUGUAACCAUGCUCACCACAUCGGGUAAGCGUUUCUGAGAUAGUUGUUCACCUUUGCAGAUAUUGUGGAACAAAGAUGCAAUAUGUGUGUGUGUUGUUGUCUAAUGUUGUGUAUAUUUUGAUGUCAGAAGAUAUAUACAUAUACUACACACACACACACACAUAUAUAUAUGUGUGUGUGUGUGUAUGUAUGAGUAUUGUGCAUUCCGUUGACUGAUGAACGUGAAUAAAUAUCAAGAUGUAUCUGCUUGCCCUCCCUUAUAUUUUGUGAAGUUGUUUUUUUUUUUGCAUUUAGUAUGAAUGUAAUGAGUGGUCCCUCAAC